This is a messenger RNA of Oldenlandia corymbosa var. corymbosa, 1458 nucleotides long. NCBI's taxonomy places the organism in Eukaryota, Viridiplantae, Streptophyta, Magnoliopsida, Gentianales, Rubiaceae. The record is from the annotation of a GenBank genome assembly.
AUGGCAGCGACCGCCGCUUCCGCAUCUCCUACAUCUGCCGGGAUUCAUAACACGAACAACAAACCAUUACCAAAACCACCAGAGCCAUCCGCUCCCGCCGCCACCGAUGUGGUUUCUCGUCACACUUAUCCUGACUCCGCCGAGGUUGUCUCCAUUCCUAGCUAUUCCCGGUGGUUUUCUUGGGAAAACAUUCAUCAAUGCGAGCUUCGGUUCCUUCCAGAGUUCUUUGACGGUAGAACACCAUCCAAGAAUUCGAAGGUUUACAAGUAUUACAGGAAUGCAAUAAUUCAUAGAUUCAGAGACAACCCUUCAAAAAAGAUCACAUUUACGGAAGUCCGCAAGAUUGUCAUAGGAGAUGUGGGUUCCAUUCGGCGGGUUUUUGAUUUCUUGGAAACGUGGGGUUUGAUUAAUUACACUCCCCCUCCUCAUUCUGCUUCUGCUGCUUCCAAGGCCGCUGCCAUCCAGCUCGACAAGGAAUCCACCCACCCUAAAUCCACCCCUCCUACCUCUGAUGUCACUUCCUCGGCUGCUUCUGAUGGUGCUAAUACUUCUCAGCUGCAACCCAAGAAGAAACUCUGUGGUGACUGCAAAUGUGUCUGCUCCUUUUCUUGCUUCACUUCCGACAAGCUCGAUUUGACGUUGUGUGCGAGAUGCUAUGUCAAUCAGAGUUCGGCUAUCAAUACUUCAGAUUUUAGACGCGUUGAGAUUACCGAAGUUGUAAAAAAUGAUUGGACAGAUAAAGAAACUCUCCUCUUACUAGAAGCUGUGAUGCAUUAUGGUGAUGACUGGAAGAAGGUUGCUGACCGUGUCACUGGAAAGAACGACAAGGAGUGUGUAGCUCGUUUUAUUAAGCUUCCUUUUGGUGACCAGUUUGUUGGAUCUCCAGAAUCUUCUGAGGUGGAGCAUGAAUUUGGUCCAAAGGAUUCAUCAUUUCCAAACAAAAAGAUGCGCCUUACACCACUAGCGGAUGCAAGCAACCCUAUAAUGGCCCAGGCUGCUUUUCUUUCGGCAUUGGUUGGAGCAGAGGUUGCAGAAGUUUCAGCAAAUGCUGCUGUGGCAGCUUUGUAUGAGUAUGGUGCGGCAAACAAUAAAGAGAAUCCUAAAUCCGUUCCUGGUGGUUCAAGAAAAGAAGAUUCUGAUGCUGCAGCUGAUGUUGAUCCCGCAAAUAGUAUAGACCAAGCCCUUGCGGAAGCGGAAUCGGAACUCGAGAAAGAAGAAGAAGAUUUGGAGAAAGCAGUGUCUAAUAUAGCUGUUCAGGCGAAGGAAAUUCACGACAAGAUUGUUCAUUUCGAAGAGCUGGAUAUAGAACUGGAGAAGGAGUUUCAACAAAUGCAGCAACUCAAGGAUGCACUCUUUGUUGACCAGUUAACGUUGAUGUUUCAUCAGAAAGGUGCUGCAGAUAAAACCGGAGUAGAUAGCGUGAUGGAAAAUGUGAAAGUGGAUUUUAAGGUAGAAUGA